Epinephelus lanceolatus (giant grouper) is the source of this 2548-nucleotide messenger RNA. It is a transcript of the gene dachc, whose product is annotated as dachshund c. Gene Ontology annotation, biological process: regulation of transcription by RNA polymerase II. Gene Ontology annotation, cellular component: transcription regulator complex; nucleus. Gene Ontology annotation, molecular function: RNA polymerase II cis-regulatory region sequence-specific DNA binding; DNA-binding transcription factor activity, RNA polymerase II-specific. Lineage: Eukaryota; Metazoa; Chordata; Actinopteri; Perciformes; Serranidae. The record is from RefSeq and is a predicted model, not a curated record.
CAACUAUGUGAUGUGUUUUUUCCACACACGGACCCUGUCUCCUCUCUCUGCUGUCCCCCUCUCCUCAAUGCGCAGCUGCCUCUCGCAGACAAACCGCAUUUGUUGGGCGAAGUUACUUUUCUUAAAUUAGUUCACUUAGAAGUUUACUUUUCUCCUGAUUCCUCGGACAUGACCACCAUGGCAACUCCGGCUGCUCCGGCUCUGCUCCCCGCCGCCACACUCGGGCACCACCCGGCGCCGAGUUCCGUCUCUCCGGCCACCAACUCUCCGCCACCUGCGGCCACCUCCGCCGCCUCCUCCCCGGCUCCUCCGGUGGCGCACCCGGCGCUGCUGCACCAGUUCAGGGCGGACCUCGUACUACCGAACGGGACCCCGUUGAAACCCGGAGGAGCUCCGGUGUCCGGCAGCGCCAGCAAGCCCGUGUACGCCACCCCGUCGCCCGUGGAGAGCACGCCGCAGAACAACGAGUGCAAACUGGUGGAGGUGAAAGGUGCCAAGCUGGCGUCGUUCACGGUGAAAGACACGGAGCUCAUCUGCCUGCCCCAGGCUUUCGACGUGUUUCUCAAGCACCUGGUCGGCGGGCUGCAUACCGUCUACACCAAGCUGAAGCGGCUGGACAUUGCCCCGGUGGUGUGCAACGUGGAGCAGGUGCGGGUGCUGCGGGGGCUCGGGGCCAUCCAGCCCGGGGUGAACCGGUGCAAACUCAUCUCCAGGCAGGACUUCGAGACGCUCUACAACGACUGUACCAACGCAAGUUCGAGGCCAGGACGACCGCCCAAGAGGCUGCAGAGUGUGACAGAGGGCGGGACUCACCACAUGCUGUCCCACAGCGGUCUGAUGCACGCUGGGAUCAUGCCUCCUGCAGAUCUGUCUGCCCUGGCCAAGAAGAUCAAGCUGGAGGCGAUGGCUGGUUACCACAGCAACCAGCAACAUGGUGGGCCAAACGGAGAGAACGGGGACCACAACCAUGGACUGGUUCUGGAUCAGUUGCCCUUCAUGAUGAUGUCACAUCCUCUGAUCCCUGCCAGUCUGGCGCCGGCCUCGGUUUCCAUGGCGAUGGGCCAGAUGAACCGACUGAGCACGCUGGCCAGCAUGGCCAACGUGGCGCAGCUCCACGCCAAGCCCCCCGCCAGGGCUCCCACCUCCGUCAUUAAGGAGCGAGUGCGUGACAGCCCCUCCCCUUCUCCCUCACUGGAGGAAGCUCAGAUGUCAUCCAAUCACAGCAGCAGUGUGUCAAGCUCCCCGUCUCACACAGAACGCACUGCGGAAAACACACACCCACAUGAUGACGGCCUGUCAUCAAGUCACAAUGUGCUGGGGCACUCACCUGGUGUGGUGCACGGGGCCAGAGAGACAGAUGUGACCUCAGUGGAUUACAGCAAGGAGAACAAGAGGGGCCACAGCGACAGAGAUAGCAGCUCCAUGGCCACUCAGACAACCAGGGAGAGCUGUGAUAGACAAGUCUACCACAAACCCCCGUCAGGCUGCGAGAGGGUAUCUUACCCCGCGGGACAGAAGCUCCCAGCAGGUCUCCACCACACUCCCUUCAUCUUCCCGGAAGGCUUGUCCUCCAUAGAGACCCUGCUCACGAACAUCCAGCAGGGUCUGCUGAGGGUCGCCAUAGAGAACGCCCGGGCGCAGGAGAAGCAGGACCAGAUGGAGAGGACGGAGCUGAAGAUGGAGCUGGUCCGAGAGAGGGAGCUCAGAGAGACUUUGGAGAGACAGCUCAGCAUGGAGCAGAAAAACAGAGUUCUGAUCCAGAAGCGCCUGAAGAAGGAAAAGAGGAGUAAGAGGAGACUACAGGAGGCCUUGGAGGAGGAGGUCAAACUGCGCGAUCAGGCCGAGCACACCCUGCUGCACACCACCAACACACACACAGGCCAUCAAUCAUCGGCGGCCCCUCCUCACACAGAAUCCGUGACCCAGGACGUGGAUGGGAGCAGUCACGAUGACAACAGGCUGGACACCAAGGCGACAGUACAAGAGGGCCGAGUGUUCCUGCAGACCACUGGGAUGUACUGAAGACCAGACGGAAGGAUGAAUGGACGGACGAAUGGAAGAACAGAGUGACGACGAUUCCUCAUUUACGAGAGAUACAAUUGACAGGCAUGCUCGGUCGCGCGGUUGCAUCUGAGAUACACAUCUCCGCCUCCUCGAGAGGACUCCCCCUCCACCUCAAGGGUGACAUUUGAACUUUCCCAUCGCUCUCUCGUUUAAUUUAUUGCAUUUAUCACAGAAUCUCGGCCGUAGUGGGAACAGUACUUUAUUCCGAUGAUGUGUUUGACUGUGUUUCUUUCAAUCAAGGUUUUUUAGAUCCUAGAUGAAGAUGACCAUAGUUGUUUUUUUGUCAGUGCUGUUUAUCUGGACACAAGUGAUGAAUAUAACUUGUAACAGAGUUGUGUACAUAUAUAUAGUCAUCAUUUUUUUGUUAUUAUUAUUAUCACAAAAACAUAAUGGCAUGUUGUACAGUCAGUACAUGACCUGUAUUGUGUAUGUUAUGCAGUAGUGCAGUUUGACAAUACAAACAAUACAAAUCCUUUUUAUUAAA